Molecule: messenger RNA, 570 nt
Organism: Metarhizium acridum CQMa 102
Lineage: Eukaryota; Fungi; Ascomycota; Sordariomycetes; Hypocreales; Clavicipitaceae
Source: RefSeq, a predicted model, not a curated record
AUGUCUAGCUCGACUCUUCCCCAGGUUAGCAGCAAAAGCGGGUACAUUUCUGCUACUUACCAUAUUAUUACUACCGAUGGGGCCGGCCCCGUGAGAGCCAUCAUUGAUCCUUCGAGAGCCGGUCAGUUUUCAAAGGGCACCGAGGCAGAAGUGAUGACACAGGUCCCGGGGGAAAAAGGAAAUAUUGCCCCUGGUCCACGGAGCAAUAACCACCCAAAGAGCGGCCACGGUAGUGGUCUCGGCGGCUUGGCUGGCAAACUACUUGGGAAACGAGCAUCGAACGUUGAUACGGACCAUCCUCUUCAAGUUGCUAUUCCCGCUGGGACUACCUGCCAAGGCUCCAUGAACGGCAUGCCUAAUAUGGCCGGCAAUGGUGCCAAUUCGACUAAUACCAAUGACGAGGUAGCUGGAGGCAGCGGAAAUGCCUCCAACAGCAAGGGAGGCAAUGCGAACAACGGCAAUAGUGAUAACUCCCAACAACGGGGCAGCCAACAACGGAGAAAAUGCAAGCGAUUACCACCCCCUUACAAAGACACGUUGUGUGCUCUUGCGCCAUGUAGUCGAGUAUAA